AUGGCAGCGCUAAAUGAAAGACUAUUGCACGAGCGAGUGAUGAACACUCAGCAGAUGAAGCAGGUGCAGCAGUACACUCAGACUGUGUCUGACACCUGGAAGCUUUGCGACAACUAUCUCCAGGCUGAUUGUGCCCAGUUGGCAGAGAAGGACGUGCUUCAGUUUGAGGCCGACGUCAAGGACUUGAAGUUCAAGCUCAUCAAGAACUACUAUCUUAUCAAGCAGUACCUCAUGUCGCUAAAUUUGAUCUACAAGAGCUUCUCCAACAAGAUCGACGAAUUGAUGUUGAACUACAAGAACCUCAACCAGCUCAACGACUUGAUCGUCAACGAAAAGAAAACGUACCUCAUGAACAACUACAACUUGCUCAAGUUUGAAAACGCCAAACUCACCGAGAUCGACAAGUUCAUCAACAUCAACCUCAACUACAGCAGUGGACCAGGCGCCAGUCUUGCCAACGACAACAACGACAACGACCUCAUUGCACUCAGCGAAAAGGACCUUGCAGAGUUCACCAACAACGACCCCAUGCUCCUCAACAGGGCCAGGCUGCUCUCCAGGAAAAGGGCCAGCGAUGGGUACAGGUACCGGUUGAAGUUCGACUACUCGUUGGAGUACCUCCGGAAGUACAACGAGCUCCUCAACGACGACCUCUCUUUUUUCAGAGAAAACAUCAGCACCAACAAGAAGAACUGGGUGCUGUUAUCCAGCAAGAUCAAGACGCUCAUCGACUCCAUUGACUCCAUCGACCUCGCCCAGUGA
Ascoidea rubescens DSM 1968 is the source of this 762-nucleotide messenger RNA. RefSeq lists its product as uncharacterized. Bases 1 to 762 code for a protein of 253 amino acids. The transcript has a single exon. NCBI's taxonomy places the organism in Eukaryota, Fungi, Ascomycota, Saccharomycetes, Ascoideales, Ascoideaceae. The record is from RefSeq and is a predicted model, not a curated record.